AUGACAGUCUGGUGGAGGUCUCUCUUUCCCCUCUGCUACAUCCUGAGCUGUGUGCAGCUGUACUGCGCCUCAUCUCAAGUCCCCCAGAAGGCCAAGUACAACUACUCCUUACGCCUCACCAGGCUCACCCGAACUGGCGUCCAGCGCCUGCUCAACACAUAUAAUGAGCAGCAACUGGGAAACAAGGAUUUUGAAAACAGAAGUCUGAGAUUGAGCAGCCUGCCUUUGCUUUCUACAGAGUUCGACAGCUGGCUGAGGCUGACGGACUGGGAGCGACUGCGCACUGCUUCCUGGGAUCUGCACACCUACUGGGACAUGCUGGAGCGGAAGAGGAAACAGCUGGAGGGGGCGGAGGGUGAGCAGAUGGCGGGACAGCAGGGCCAGUCCACCAUGACUUUACUUCAGAGCAUAAAGAACAUUCAGCUGGACCUGAGGGAUCUCAUGAAACAAGUCAGCUUUCAGAUGAGCCACAUGAACAGCUCUAGUGUGAACCCGACAGCAUCAACACCAUCACAGAACCCGCCCCCAAGCUACCAGCCGCCUUCUAACUUGACAUGGGCCAGCCGGGUGGAAGGUUACAUCAUUCUGAGGGAUCUAAACCUCUACCUCAUCAAGUUGGCAAGAGACUUCCUCUUGCUGGCCUCAAAAAUACAGUUAUGA
Messenger RNA from Myripristis murdjan (pinecone soldierfish), 660 nucleotides. RefSeq lists its product as uncharacterized. Gene Ontology annotation, cellular component: extracellular region. Gene Ontology annotation, biological process: cell surface receptor signaling pathway; positive regulation of tyrosine phosphorylation of STAT protein. The record is from RefSeq and is a predicted model, not a curated record. NCBI's taxonomy places the organism in Eukaryota, Metazoa, Chordata, Actinopteri, Holocentriformes, Holocentridae. Gene Ontology annotation, molecular function: cytokine activity. The transcript has 4 exons. Bases 1 to 660 code for a protein of 219 amino acids.